Molecule: messenger RNA, 3564 nt
Organism: Penicillium brevicompactum
Lineage: Eukaryota; Fungi; Ascomycota; Eurotiomycetes; Eurotiales; Aspergillaceae
Exons: 1
Coding region: 1-3564 (1187 amino acids)
Source: RefSeq, a predicted model, not a curated record
AUGUCGCAACAACCGAACGAACCUCCGACACGAUCCUCGACGUCUUAUGAGGGAACCCAAAACCGGUCACUUGGAAACAGCUCACCAUAUCUCCGAUCCGAUGGAGACACAGGUCAGCCAACCACGCCACAAACGAACGAUGGCCGACCAAGCGGGGAACUGGAGGGUACUACAUUGGGCAGCGGUUCUCGUGACGGAGACAGAAGGACACAAACUCAGAGGAGGGCCCAAAGCUCUGGUGGAUUCUUGCUUGACUCGUUUCCCAGCUCGAGGGGCUCAAGAAUGAGCCUGCACCGCCCUCGUCCAUCGGAACCAGCCCAGGAAAAGCGCCGUGUCCCAGAGCCGGAAAUCGUGGUUCCCAAGAAACGCUCUCGAUUUCCGUGGAGCCGACACAAACACAAUGCUUCCGAGCCGGUAGAUGCAGAGAAGACGAGCCCGACCAAUGCUCGACAAGCAUCUACGCCCUCCGAUAAGCAGCCCUCUAGAAAUUCCUCGCAGCCCGAGGUGCACAAGGAUAGCGCUGAGCAGCCAACCCCGGGCCUUGAUCGGGACUCACUCCAAAUUGUCAACCUUGCGUUGAAUCUGAACGAAUCUCGAAGGAGAACAGCUUCCGGCAUCCCUCCAGGUCCUGGCCGGAGGCCAAUAUCUGUUUCUCAACCUGCUGCUCCGCCAGCAGAUAGCUAUGCGCAUCCUCCACGAGCAGGGAAUUUUCAACGUGACUCGGCAUAUCGCAAUUUUACACAAAUUCCCGGUGACCGCAUGUCGCAGGGGACGCUACCGACCAUAGAACAGUCAUCUGUUGUAGAUUUGCUGCCUCCCGGUGCGGUUGAGGACCAAAGAGCAUACGAUUUCUCCGAGAGUACCUUGAUCCGGGCUCAAAAAGCUCGCAAUCAUUUUGAUCUCUUUCAUGAAUAUAUGCGGCUCCUUCCUCUACUACCCCCACUUCGAGAGACAGUCAAGGAUGGAUCGACAGAGUCUUCAAGGUCUCAGCAUCGUUAUCGCGGCUACAACCCGCUUCAAACGAUUCGGAAUCGGAAGGUCAGGUAUCGUGAGAAAUGUACUAUUGAUGCAGACGCCGAAGGGUGGCACGACGCGGAAAGGGUCCAUCAUUGGAUUGAUGCCGUCGAGCAAAAAUACAGCCAACCCGAACACGAUCAAUUCGAUUGCUUGAAGUUGCCACCUCUCAAGCAAGGUCUCCGCCAUUCAUUUAUUGGAGAGCAUGAAGACAUGAACACGAUGGCUACCUCACCCCCGGCGAGCUUGCGACGUGUCAGCCGAACUAGCAGCACGAAAGCGCGUCGGCCCAGAAUUGAUUGGACAAUGUCUCCCGCAGAGCUUUUGGCCGAUGCUGCGUGGCUCGAAGAGGGUACCAAUAAGACAAAAGUGGUUGACAAAGAUGGCUUCAAACUAUACCCUGAUCCUACAGAAUUGGUCAUCUUGAACACGCGUGAUGAUUCUGCGACCCCAUAUAAGCAACGCCUUUCAACAGAAGUGGGAGACCGUGGCGAGGUAAACUCUUCACCACGAACAUCUCUUUCGAGCACUCAUCCUGCGAUGGCGCAUGAAUUCAAAAGCGUGGGCCGUGGGCGACACAGACAUCGGUUACGAAGUCAUUCUCACAGCCUGCGCAGUCGGAGCGGCUCCAGCGCCAGGAAACCGUCCCGAUGGGAUAAAGUCAAAAUGCGCUCUGGCAGUGUUUCGAGCUCUUCAAGCUCGGAAUCACGGCCUUCUCUUGAUGAAAGGCCCCGCAUGUCCCGCGAGCACCUCCGCGAGCAUGUCCAGCGAUUUGUAGACCAUGCACAAUCUUCAAGCUCUCGGAUAUCUCGCGCCAAAUCCCCUGCUAUCCGGCACGCCGAGCCUGAUCGGGGAAGGACACCUCAGCCAUCUGAGCCAUUGGCACUCAACACGGCGCAAAAUUUCAAGCACAGAAGGGCUUCGGUUUCAUCGGCAGGCAGUACGGAUGGCCGAUUCGAUCCUCGAAUGUCGGUGGAGGGAAUGGACAGUACAGCGCCCAAUUCUCCGGUCCAUGUCGGCUACUUCCCCAGUAUAGCGGUGAAUUUGUCGCCCCCCUCUAGUCGGUCACCCUCGCCCACGAAGAAAAGGUUGCGCCACAAGAUCGUCUCGCGCCACGAGCGGAGCAAAAGUAAACAGGCAUAUCGAGAACGUGAAGAUGAUGUCGCAGCCCCUGAGGCUCUACAUCAUGUACCCCCGCUUUCUCCCGGUUGGCAUGAAGGCACUCCUAGGCUUGAGCCAAGCCCUCUUCCUGAUGCCGUCUACCCAUCCCAUCAAGAUGAACAGGCCACGCCAGAAGGCAGCCGGACAGACGGACACCGAUCCCGCAAGAGCGCUCAUCUUGCCGAAUCAAAGCUACGGGGGAUAUUCAAGGGCCCUGGUCGGAUUGCAGAGAUUGUGGGUAAUGAGGUGUCUAAAGUCGGAGACCUCAUUUUGAAAAAAGACGCAGAUCCCGAAUCUCGCAAGUCCUCAUCUGCCACUACCUUUGCUUCCGAUGAUAGUGAUUCAGAUGAGGAACCUAGAAGUGACAAGAAAACUAGGGAAUCCGAGAAGAACUCAUCACGGAACUAUGUUUCCUCAUUGCCGAGUUUCACCUCGCCUCUGCGACAGGAUGAGCGAUAUUUGACUUCUGACCAGGGCAAAUUCAAUCAGUCUCGCGAACAACAGACCCCUUCACGAAAGUAUGAUACCCGUGAGCCUUCCAAGAAGUUUGCUUUCCCGCGCAGUAAGACACUGGAUUUCAGUCCUUCUCUGCAAACAGUGCGCCAGAAGCGCCACGAGAUCAAAGACCCUUCCGUUCCCUUCAGCCUGACACGGCCUCCUGUCACUGGACUCGCCAAAGCUCGGGCAUCACCUGGAAUCUCACCCGAGGGGAGACGCUCCGGGCUCUCGGGCGCGAGUCGCGCUUGGAGUAUUUCCGGUCGCAGUCUUCAUACCCUGACUGACACCGGGAUACCUGCGAAAUCCGAAAUCGAGCGCACACGGGCUCUGCUUUUGUCAUCGGGCAUCAAAGCCCGUGAAAUAACACGGAGAGCCCACACAACUCGUGAACCAGCUCCACACUGGCUUCAGAACUCUUUAGGAUCAAGUCCAUCUAUACCCAAAGUGACGCGCAUCAAUGAGUUUGAUCUCGCUGCUCAAAAUCUGCUCCAUCGGUUUGAAAUGACCCAAUAUUCAUUCCAACAAUCCAUGCAUCAAUUCUCCAGCACUACAUCAUCGCCUCUCCGAUCUCAGAUCAAGCAGCUGGAGACACUGGUAAACCAAUCACUUGCUCCUCGUAUGAGGGCUACCGCAAAUGAUGCCGAGGACAUGUGCGUUCAGCUCAACACUACGAGCACUCUCGCUGUCAAGCAGCUCAGUGAUGCUCUGGACAAGGGUGUUCGCAAGCGUCGCCGCCGCUUGAGAUGGAUUCGCCGAACUGGUUUCAUGGUUCUGGAAUGGGCUCUCGUCGCUAUGCUUUGGUGGGUGUGGCUGAUUGUCAUGGCCUUCAAGCUUGUGCGUGGUGUUUUCCGAGGUUUCUUUUCCGGUGUACGCUGGGUUUUGUGGCUGUAA